This is a messenger RNA of Selaginella moellendorffii, 791 nucleotides long. Its product is annotated as yrdC domain-containing protein, mitochondrial. Gene Ontology annotation, molecular function: tRNA binding; nucleotidyltransferase activity; double-stranded RNA binding. Gene Ontology annotation, biological process: regulation of translational fidelity. Gene Ontology annotation, cellular component: cytoplasm. NCBI's taxonomy places the organism in Eukaryota, Viridiplantae, Streptophyta, Lycopodiopsida, Selaginellales, Selaginellaceae. The coding region runs from base 11 to 670 and encodes 219 amino acids. The transcript has 4 exons. The record is from RefSeq and is a predicted model, not a curated record.
UGUGUUGUGAAUGGGGAGCUUUGUGUCGGAGAAGGUUUUGGCGGCGACCCAGGAGAAUGUGAGGCACGCCAUAGCUGCGCUCCGCCGAGGCGAUGUCAUCUCCGUCCCAACCGAUACACUCUAUGGCCUGGCGGCGGAUGCGUGCUCUAGAGUGGCCGUGGAGAGGAUUUACGACAUCAAGGGCCGGAAUGCCGGCAGUCCCCUGGCCGUGUGCGUGGCCGACGUCCCCGACUUGAAGAGAUACGCUCGGAUCGAUCAUCUUCCAGACGCUCUCCUGCACGAUUUGCUCCCGGGGCCCGUGACUCUCGUCUUGAAUCGAGGUGACAAGAGCGAGCUGGAGAAAUCGCUGAAUCCUGGAUUGCUGAGCAUUGGCAUCCGGAUUCCAGACAGCGAUUUCAUACGCUCGGUUGCGAGAGCUUUCGACGGAGCGCUCGCUCUCACCAGCGCCAACACGAGCAGCAGGCCCAGCAGCAUCUGCGUGGAGGAAUUCGAGCACUUGUGGCCCCAGUGCGCCGCGGUUUUCGAUGCCGGGGAGCUCUCGGCUGGCCGAGCGGGAUCGACAAUAGUGGAUCUCACGGCAGAAGCCAGCUUUAAAGUUCUUCGAGCUGGAAGUGCCUUGCAAGAAACAAAAAAAUGCCUCAUUAGACAUGGUCUAAGCGAACGGAGUUAAGUCAACGAGGGCCAGUCAACCAUUUGACUGUUAUUAGGGUUUAUCCAAGAAGGAAUAUUCUCUGACUCAUGAUCCAGAAAAUGAAUGGGGUUUAGCAAUCGCAAUGCUCAAAAUCUAUCAA